Molecule: messenger RNA, 468 nt
Organism: Schistosoma turkestanicum
Lineage: Eukaryota; Metazoa; Platyhelminthes; Trematoda; Strigeidida; Schistosomatidae
Source: the annotation of a GenBank genome assembly
AUGGAUGUUGAUAAAGAGCGCAUGGAGAAGCUGGAGAAAUUCAAGGGGAUGAGUGACCAGGUACGCAUCGGUGGCAAAGGAACGGCCCGCCGAAAGAAAAAAGUAGUUCACAAGAAUGCUGCCGCUGAUGACAAGAAACUUCAAAGCUCACUGAAAAAACUAAAUCUCAAUAAUAUUCCUACUAUAGAGGAGGUCAAUAUGUAUAAACCGGAUGGGACUAUGAUUCACUUCAAGAAUCCGAAAGUUCAGGUAGCCCCACAAGCCAAUGUGUUCGCAGUAACUGGACAAGCUGAAUAUAAAACACUAAAUGAUUUGUUCCCAAAUAUGCUUAAUCAAUGGGAAACAGCAAAGUUGCGAUUGGCUAAAAUGAAUGAAAAUUCAAAAACAUCAGAUUCAAAGGUAGAUGAUGGAGAUGAUGAUGUACCAGAGCUUGUUGAAGAUUUUGAUGAGAAAAGUCGUUUGGAAUAA